Eruca vesicaria subsp. sativa (arugula) is the source of this 1120-nucleotide messenger RNA. Lineage: Eukaryota; Viridiplantae; Streptophyta; Magnoliopsida; Brassicales; Brassicaceae. The record is from the annotation of a GenBank genome assembly.
AUGAAACCAACCCUCAUUUCGUUCAGUUUCCCUCGCAGGAUCAACUUCCCGGUGGUCCCUCUAGCUCAUGGACCUCUCCGGACCACUACCAGAACCCACAGACUCAUCCAGUUGCUCCAUCAGGGCCUAAAAUAAAGACUCGUGGUCGCCACCAGAAUGAGCCACCUGAACUUAUCCAUGAACCGCCUUCCUCAAGACCCUUGCCACUGAGACCAGAAGAACCGUUACCACCAGGCCGUAAUCCAAACUCUAGUAGGCCAUUCCCUGAAGAUCAACAACAACCUCCACACCAUGGUGGCUAUAGACCUGAACCAACUCCAUGGAGAACCGCUCCAGCACGACCAACGCACCAUCAACAAGGUCCAAAGAAGACCAAACCCAUGAAACUACCGGCUACAGUCUGCUGUGCAAUUCUCUUAGUCAUCCUGAUUCUCUCCGCCCUCAUCCUCCUCCUCGUUUACCUCAGCAACCGUCCACACACACCCUACUUCGACAUCGCAGCAGCAAACCUAAACACCGCGAAUCUCGAAAUGGGUUACAUUCUAAACGGAGAUCUCGCCGUUGUGGUAAACUUCACAAACCCAAGCAAGAAAAGCAAUAUCGACUUCAGCUACAUAAUGUUCGAGCUCUACUUUUACAACACACUCAUAGCAACCCAGCGCAUCGAGCCAUUCAUUGUUCCAAAGGGAAUGUCCAUGUUCACGAGCUUCCAUCUCGUGAGCAGCCAAGUCCCGAUUCAAAUGAUUCAGAGCCAGGAGUUGCAGCUUCAGCUAGGUACUGGUCCUGUGUUGUUGAACCUGAGAGGAACGUUUCACGCUCGCUCGAACGUUGGGUCGUUAAUGAGAUACUCUUAUUGGUUGCACACACGUUGCAGCAUCUCUUUGAAGAACCCUCCUUCAGGGUACAUGCGAGCAAGAAGAUGCAUUACAAAACGCUAGCAAUUUUCCUGCGACUAAAGCAUAAUACUAUUUUUUUGUUUGACGCAUUUGAUGAUUAUAUAUGCAAAUAUAUACUUUUGUAUUGUUUCCAUAUUUUUUUUCUGCUACAUUUAGAAAUAAAACAAAAUUUUGCAUAGGAAAAGUGCUUUUGAUCUUGUAUCUUGAAUAAAAGUAUUGAUCCA